AUGCCGCCGAGCCGCCCAGCAGCCGAGCGGCCGAGCCGCCCAGCAGCCGAGCCGCCGAGGCCGCCGUCGAGCCGCCGCUACCGAGCCACUGCCGAGCCGCUGCUAUCGCGGUUGCCGCCCUGUUCCUUCCAGCGCGCCCCGGCCCUGCCCACCCGGACUGGUGAGAGCACCCCCUACUUGACCACUGCUGUCAUGGCUACCCACAGUGUCCUUACCUUUGAUGCUGAGGGUUGUGCUGUUGACUUCGAGGUCUGGGUAGAUGACCAACAGCUUUUUCUGCAGUGCGAUAGGGCAGACAUACUCUCCCUGUUCGAUCUCACCUCUGGUGCCUCUCCUGCCCCGCCUGCUGAUGCUGACAGCACUGUUCGCUCACAGUGGGCCACCCGCGAUGCUGCUGCCCGUAUUCCUAUGGACCACGUCCUCUCUGUUUUCCCCACCACACUCACCAUUGACCUCCUCGAGGAGCGCCUCCUGGCAGCUGAGAAGAGUAAAGUCGCUGUAGGAGCCUCUAGAGGUGACCCGCGUGCCCUCGUCUUUGAGGGGUACUCCCCCUCCCCCCUUUUGCCCUCUGUUGCCUCUGCUGCUGCCGUCGACUUCGUUGGCACCGAGUCGGUCGGCGCUGCGUCUGCCCCUAGUGGGCGAUGCCGCACCGGCAAGGGCAAGGGAGGCAAGGGCGCUGGAGGGGCUGGCGGGGGCGGUGGAGGUGGAGGUGGAGGAGGCCGAGGGAGUGGGGGUGGUGGUGGAAGUGGUGGCGGGGGUGGGGGCUUCGGUGGCGGCGGUGGUGGCGGAGGCGGCGGCGGAGGUGGCGGUGGAAGCGCAGGAGGAGGCGGUGGCGGCGGAGGAGGUGAAGCUAGUCGGGGUGGCUCUGCACAGAGGGGCGGCUUAGGUGGUGGUCAGCGCCAGCAGCAGCGCACUUGUGAGACCCCGUCCCCCCAGCAGCUUCGUGAGUGGUACGCUCGGCGUCAGCGAGAUGCUAUUCUUGCUGCCAUAUAUGCUGUGUCUACUAGUGAUGAGGGUGACUGUUACCUGUGUGUUCCGCCUGACCCGCACAUUGAGGCUGCUGCUCUAGGUGCUGGUGAGGCUGCUGCUCUAGGUGCUAGUGCGUCUACUGCCCCAGGUGCUGGUGAGUCUGCUCUCUCAGGUACCACGUCGGCUCAGGCCUUACACACCAUCACCCUUGACUCAGGUGCUUCCCGCUCCUUCUUUCGAGACCGCACCACGCUUACGCCGCAUAGUCGGCCGGUUGCGGUCUCCCUGGCGGACCCCUCUGGGGGUCCUGUCCUUGCCCACUUCUCCACUGUCUUACCGUGUCCGGCAGCCCCCUCUGGCACCCUGUCUGGUCUCUACCUCCCCUCAUUCUCUACAAACUUGGUAGCUGCGUCGAGUCAGGUGUUUGCUGCAGCGUCCAGGUCUGGUCCUGAGUCUGCUCCCUGCUCGUAUCGUCUCCUGUCCCACCAGACUCUCCUUUGGCACCACCGCCUUGGUCACCCCUCCCUGCCUCGUCUCCGAAGCAUGGCCUCCCGUGUCCUUGUCUCUGGUCUCCCCCCGUCUUUCCCUCCCCUACCUCCGGGGCCUGCCCCUACCUGCGUUCCCUGCGUCGAGGGGCGGCAGCGCGCCGCCCCUCAUGUUGGUGUAAGGGCCUAA
Messenger RNA from Closterium sp. NIES-65, 1644 nucleotides. Lineage: Eukaryota; Viridiplantae; Streptophyta; Zygnematophyceae; Desmidiales; Closteriaceae. The record is from the annotation of a GenBank genome assembly.